AUUUCCGACGGAUUGCGAGUGAUGCAGAUGGCUCGCUGAGCGAAGAAAAAAAAAUCCAUGUCCGCUGGAAUUGGCCCGAAGUGGUUUCGAAAAAGAAAGCCACCUUUCCCGUGUGUGUGUCCUGUAAAGGAGGCGGACCGUUUACAUUUACAGCAUAAGUGCGAGUGUGUGUGCAUGUGUGUGGACACGUGCGUGCAGAGCAACAGUGCGUGCGUUUUCCAUCACGAAGCGAAAAACUCGACACCGCACCAUCGUCCCCCCUCCCUUCCCUGUCUCUUUCCUCAAUCUUCCGAUCAAACGAGCAACGGGCAUUUUACGGUAGUGUGCGUAAUAGCCUGCCUGGCUCGGUGUGUGUAUGUGUGUGUGCGUGUCCGUGUUGCGGUGCUGCUACUGCUGCCUUCUGCCUGUGUGUGCGUGAAGACUGUGGUGACGUGCGACGAAGAAGAAGCGGAGCAGGCGAAGAAAGCGAAGCAGGAGAAAAUUCGGAGCAAUGUGCAGUGUUUGAGGUGAAGCGAAAAGCUCGGUCGGAAAAAGUGUUGUUGUAAGUGGAAAGCGACAGCAAGAAAAAGAAAGAAGGAAAAACACAGUGCCCCCCACCCCCCUUUGAAUCUCGUUUCCAAGAAAAGUGGCAGAAAAUCUAUGUUGCGAUUCGCAAGCUGUGUGCGUGUGUAGCUGUGUGUGUGCGUACGUUCCUGUGCGUGUGUGGGUCUCGGGCUCGGUGUGCGUUUUUAUCCUUGUGUGUGCGCGCGGGUACGCGUGUCGGAUAACAGGGGGCCAGUUUCCUGGAAAAUCUCGGUCAACGGUGGUGUGUUUUCUUUUUGGCUCAUCGCCGUGUGUGUGUGUGUGCGUCUGUAAAGGGGUGUGUGUGUGUGUGUGUGUGUGUGCGUUUGCUGUGUAACAAGAUUUACAGCUGUGUAAAAUCCAGCACACCCAGCAAUCUCAAGUGUACAAGUUCCCUUCAUACUACCUGUGUGCGUGUGAGUGUGUGUCGCGAUGUAAAGUGUGUGUGAUCCGUUUCGUUCCACAUAUAUUUUUUUGUUCUUUUUGUGUCGCUUUGUAUGCGAUAAAAGUGUAUCCUGAGUGUGGUGCCACACAACGACGAGGGUUUCCUUGUCUUCCCCCUUUCGAACACCCCGUGGGAAAGAAGCAAAAAUAAAAAAAAAAAUGUGCCAGUGCAGUGAAUAGAAGGAUAUUCGAUUGUGCUGUGGUGUCUUUUUCCUUAUUCCUACCCCCUUCUUCUUUUUCUUCGACCGUGCCCGCUCGAUGGAUGCAAAAAUGGUGUUCCGCAGCAGUAGUGUGAGCACAUACUGCAAAGAAGCAGUAUAAGUAGACAUCAACAUCCCGUUGCAGAAGCAGCAGCAGCAGCAGCAGCAACAUACAGACACACACACGUGUAUCGGCUUGUACGCGGAUAUCGGAAACAGGGCAGGCGACGACCGUACGCUGUCGAGACAGGAUAAUAAGGCAGUCACAGCAAGAGAAAAAGGACACAGAAGGCAAGGCGAAACAGCGAAAUUCGGAGCUGCGGCGAAUAAGGACUUUGGAGGGGCGAAUGUUAAGGAUUGUGUGAUGUAAAACGAACGUUUUCUCGACGAAUCUGCACACAAAAAUUCUCUGCCGGAAGUGUGAAGAAAGGAAGAGAGAACAAGAGAAUCGAAAUGAGGCUGUAAAAAGAAUCGCAUCGAGAAUACAGACACACACCAACACUAUGACCGUUAGUGUACGGCACUGUCAGUUAGCGUUUGUUUUAGAAGCAGCAGCAGCAGCAGCAGCAGCAGCAGCAGUAGCAGUAACAGUAGCGCCGGCAACCCUUUGCACCAGGUCCGUACAACCGGCAGCUGGUCCGGCAGGAUCGGGUCCCCGUUCGGCAGCCUCCGGGGAGCAUGUUGGUUGCGAGCAGCGGUCGCCUGUUCGCGCACUGUGAUGUCGUAGAUAUGGACUGUAACGCUGGCAACAGUAACGGUGGCAACGGCAGCAACAGUAACGGUGCUAACGGCGUCGGUGCUAACCUCUUCUCCCGGCAGCACUCGAUAACGGGGAUCGGCGGCGGCGGCGGCGGCGGUAACGGGUAUUCGCUGCUGUUGGCAAACGGUGGUGCGCCAGUCGGCUCGUCCGGCAUACCGUCCAGCAGCACCAGCUCGCUGCGGUGCGACAAGGUGAACGGUAACGCGUCGUCGACGAUCCUGGGCAGCAACAGCAUCAUCGGCGGCGGCAGCAGCAACAAUAUCAGCAGCCUCGGCACGGGCGGGCUGACCACGUUUCAGCCGGCCCUGAUUGGGCCGCCGUCCUCGCUGAAAACGUCCUCGCUAACCUCGUCCGCGAUUCUGUUCGGGGGCAGCAGCGGUAAUUUGAGCAGCAUCGGCGGGAAACCGACGGGCACGGGCGGAGGCGGCGGCACGCAUAAGUGGAUCGGUUCGCUGUGUGAUGGUGCUACCUCGAUCGGGUACAGCAGCGGUAGCAGCAGCAAACUGAAUCAGCAACUCCACUUCCAGCAUCCUCAGCAGCAGCAGCAGCAACAGUUGCUUCUACUUCAGCAUCAUCAGAAUAAGCAUCAUCAUCCUCAUCUGUCUCAGCAGCAGCAGCAGCAGCAGGGAUCUCAUCCACAGCACCACCAUCACCACAGCUUGCCGGUGACGACGAGUGGCCCCAGCGGUAGCAACAUGCUGGACAGUCUGACCUUCCGCCUGUGCGAUGUGGAUGGCGCGGUGGCCAGCACCAUGUCCAACCCGAACGGUGGCAACGGGGCAAGCAAUGGAGCUUCCACGAACGGCAGUACGGCGGGGGGAGGCGGAGGAAGCAUACUGAUGGUGGUGCCGCCCCAAUCGGGCAGCGGGAAACAGUCACAUUCCUCCGCAAUCAAUGCCGGUGGUGGCGGUGGCGAGCGGCACUCGUACGCUUCCCAUGACCAUCAGCACCAGCAGAAAAUGGUGGCAGCCCAGCAGCAUCACCAUCAGCAACAGCACCAGCAACACAGUAGCAAUACCAGCAGUAGUAGUAGCAAUAACAGUGCUGCAAUUGCCGCCGCGAGUGACGUCCCGAUAAACUAUAGCAAAAUGACGCGCAUCAGCAAGAUGGGGCUCAGUGCCGAUGCGGUCCAUCAGCACCAGCAGCAGCAGCAGCAGCACCAUCACCACCACCAUCAUCAUGACAGUUCGGCUUCGGUCUCGAUACUGCCCACCUCGUCCGCUGCCGCCGUGCAGCAGCAGCAGGCGCAACAGCAAGCCCUGCACAAGCAGCAGCUGCACCAUCUGCGCAGUACGGUCGGCGGGAGCAGCGGUAAUGUGGCGAAAGGGAAUGAUGCUUCCGCCGCCGCCAGCUACUGCAAGGUGACGCGCAUCGGCAACAUCACGCUGAUGGACCCGGAAGACCAAACGAUGCUGCCGUCGCACCUGCUGGGCAACAGCAGCAACAGCAGCACUACGGGCGGCAGCAGCGGCGGCAGCAGCAGCAACAACACGAUGAAGAAGGACGAGGUGAGCUUGACGAAGGUGGCCAAGUUGGGACACUCGGUUGAUCAAAAGGUGUGUGAUUUGCAGCAACAUUUCAUUCAGCAUCAUCAGCACCAGCUGCAACAGAUGCAGCAGCAGCAGCAGCAGCAGCAACAGGGUGCACAAAAGCAACAUGCUCAGCAGCAGCAGCAGAAAGAGCAGCAGGGCAAUGGUGGGGAGGAGGUGCGAAUAACGGAGAGCUUGGCACCGUUCGAGGUGCUGCGGCUGUACAUGGACAAGCUGACGCAGUACGAGCAUCACGAGAUCUACAACUAUCCGCGCAUUUACUUCAUCGGUGCGAACGCGAAGAAGCGGCGCGGGGCGGGCAACUCCGACUACGACAACGAGCAGGGCUCGUACAUCCAUAUCGCGCACGACCACAUAGCGUACCGGUACGAGGUGCUGAAGAUCAUCGGCAAGGGCAGCUUCGGGCAGGUGGUGAAGGCGUACGACCAUCGCAACUUCCAGCACGUGGCGCUGAAGAUGAUCCGCAACGAGCAGCGCUUUCACCGGCAGGCGCAGGAGGAAAUUCGCAUCCUGAAGCAUCUGCGGGCGCAGGACCGGUACAACUCGAUGAACAUCAUCCACAUGUACGACAGCUUCGUGUUUCGCAACCACAUGUGCAUCACGUUCGAGCUGCUGUACAUCAACCUGUACGAGCUGAUCAAGAAGAACAAGUUCAAGGGCUUCAGCAUGCAGCUGGUGCGCAAGUUCACCCACUCGCUGCUGAAGUGUCUGGACGCGCUGUACAAGAACAAGAUCAUCCAUUGUGAUAUGAAGCCGGAGAACAUCCUGCUCAAGCAGCAGGGCCGCUCGGGCAUUAAGGUGAUCGAUUUCGGGUCUAGCUGCUUCGAGAACGAGCGCGUCUACACGUACAUCCAGUCGCGGUUCUACCGGGCGCCGGAGGUGAUCCUCGGCGCCAAGUACGACAUGGCGAUCGACAUGUGGUCGCUCGGGUGCAUCGUGGCGGAGCUGUACACCGGGUCGGCGCUGCUGCCGGGCGAGGACGAGUACGACCAGAUGGCGUGCAUUAUCGAGCUGCUCGGCAUGCCGCCGCUCAAGCUGCUGCACAAUGCCCGGUGGCCGUCGCGCUACUUCGCGUACGACGGGGACGAUCAGUUCCCGCACUACUGCUCGCUCAGCUUCCGGGAGGAUGGGCGGGAGGAGAUCCAGGGUAGCUAUAGCAAGCGCGGACGCUACCGCGGUGCGCCCGGCACGCGCGAUCUCGCCAAGGUGCUGAACUACUGCGACGAGCUGUUCCUCGACUUCGUGAAGCACUGUCUGCGGUGGGAUCCGAAGCGACGCAUGACGCCGCAGGAAGCGCUCAACCACAACUGGUUCCACCGGAUGCUGCCCCAGUCGCCGCAGGUGGUGAAGGUGAGCGAUGGCGGGUCGGAGUCGGCCGCCUCCACAACGGUUAGCAGCGGCACGGUGGCCGGCGGCAGCUCGUCCCACUCGACGGCCAGCUCGAUCAGCAAGCAGCUGAGCUCUUCGAUGGUGAGCGGCGGCGGCGGCGGCACGCUGGAAAGCAAUGCGGGAGGCAGUCUGGCGGCGGCGGCGGCGGCAGCGGCCGCCGGCACCAUUUCCAUGGGCUCCUAGCAGAAGAAAGCGCUCGCAGCGGUGGCAACCUCCUCGUCGUCCGGGGGGAUGUCGGUGUCGUUGAAGAAAGUUUCCUCGGCACUGUCGCUGCCGGCGGGCUGCGGUAUCGGCGGCGGCCUCAGCAAAACAUCGCCCACGGCCGCCUCCUCGCUGCUGUCGUCCGGCAUUUCCAGCUCGAUGAUAACGCUGGCUGGGUCGAUGCAGCAGCCGACCUGCCAGCGGCAAGCGACCUCACUGCAGGCCCUGCUCGAGGGGCGAAUACUGGCGACGGGGCGCACGGUCGCCUCCCUGGGGUUGGACUCGUCUUUGGUGAUUCACGGUAGCAAAGCGGCAGCCAAGGGUGACGGGGUAGUGGAACCGGGGCACGGGGAACGGAGAAGGCAUCAUCAGGCGUCCAUUUCCGACCACCAGCCGUCGACGGCUCAGCUGGCCGCCCUGGCCCUGGGCACGACGGCGGACGGUAGCAGUAGCAGCAAUAAUCAACCACAACCUCCUCCUUCCACUCAUCAUCACGGCGGCCCGGCGGCAAGUGGUGAGCAGGGGGGAAGCUAAAACUACGGCGCCGUUAAGCGCGCGCAGUGCUUUUGUCCCCAGGAAGUCGUCGUCUUUCAUACAGUAACGUAGGAUAAAUAAUCGUGCUUAGCAAGGAGUGUGUGGCGGAGAAGGUACGCGCGGUCUCAGUUUAAGGUGCAAGCAAGCAAGCGAACGGACAGUGUUUGCUGCAAAACGUGUGCAGAGAGCUUUUUCCCGGGCGGAGCAAUGUAGAUAGGCAAAUUGGGAAGCGAGCGGUGUCGCUAUUGAAAGUGUGUUUGUGCUUGAGGGCUAUUACGAUAUAUUUUUUAGCUAAUUUUCUCAUCUUCUGAACAGUUCGAUUAGCAGACACAAAUGGACAGAAGGACUACCCAUACUACUGUUGCAUGGGCAAUUCCAUGGUUACUUUGAAUUGGUAUAGUAACUCACCAGACUUUUAUGCAGCUUAUUUUUUAUUGAAUUUGUUCUCAAACAUAGCCAAUGUUGGACUCGCGUAAUUCAUAUCUUGUGAUUUCUAAUCCUCAUCCUAAUAUUCAUUUAUCACACUGCCUUUUAUGUUUAGUAAUGGAUUUGUUUUCCAUGGAUCGGUUCGUUUGGUCGAUAUACACUAAAAGGACUAAAAGCUGGCGUGGCGAAUAGUGCGCUGCAUUUCAUCAUAUCCCAUCCCCCGUUGGCCCGGGGUUAAAGGAUCAACGACAUUAGAGAUUGGUAAAAGCCUGGGCGUCUUUGUGCGCAAGGGGUAGAGCAUAGUGAAGAUACUGUUUAAAGAUUAAAGAACAACUCAAACGCAGGACAUUGACCAUUGAAGUAUCAACAAGUGUGUGUACCUAAAGUAUAUCAAAACAGAACGAUCUGCGUAUAAAAACAAACCAAUACCAAAAAGAGAGUGAAAGUUGUGACGAUUUUAAUGAGAUUGAGCGUGGUAGUGUUGGAAAUUCUUGACCUGCGAGGUGAUUUAUUUGGACCCAUACUAACGAACGAAUCGCUAAAUUAGCCCCCCCCCUCCCCGGAGAAUGGCGAUUGUCGAAAUAUCAUUAAAAGAAUAGGUUUUUUCCCCACGCCCCUCCGCCGAUGGGAUGUACACGUUUGUUGUCAAUCAUUAUUGUCUUAAAGAGUUGGGUGGUCGUGUAGAAGGACACUACGCUGCUUGUUAGCAAAAUUAGACUGAAGAAAAUGAAAUGAAAAGAUGGGUGUGACGGGGCCCACCCGUAAUGCUCCCUUUAGUACGCUAAACUAAAGUAUGCUUAUCAUCCUAGCUAGAGCAAUUGUUGUCGUCGUGUGUGUGCGUGUGUAGGAAAUGUAGUUUAUUUUAGUCUAAUUCUCAUUCCUAUCGACACACAGGACAUAACAUAAUUUGUACAAUGGAAUAGACUUUACGAUCAUCAACCCCGUUGCUCUCCCAAACACACACACAAACACACACAACUAUAGUAUUACUUAGCUGAUAGCGGAAGACCACACACAACUUACUCACGGUCAACCUCAAAAUGCUCAAAUAUUAUCAAUAAUCAAUCACUAUCACCCGUUCACUCUCCCCACUUGUAUUACACACGAGACACGUGGUAGACGCGCGUAAAAGACGUACAACAAAACCCGCGUAAAGCGAAACUAACUGCCAAUUAACGUAUAGGAAAGAGCCACUCAAUCGUUUAGAAAAGACACAUUUCGUAGCGAAAAUUGGGUGUGUUACCAAGCGAGGAAGUCGAGGAUUGAAAGGAAGUAAAAAAAAAAAGAACACAACCAGACACCAUUAAAUAUGACAAAUAAUCCCCAAUGUUGUUUUCCGUAUUUUUUUUUUUGUUGCUUUACUUUGCUUUGAUUGUAUAGCGUACAGAAGCGAAGUAAAGCAUGAAAUAGUCCAACCGCUAUUGUGGCGCAAUAUAUUGUAUGCGUGUACAGCAAAGUACAGCUAAACGUUUAAAGUAUUUAAUCGCCUUCCCACACACACAGACACACACACGCCGGGUGGAUCCGGAUCUGUCUGUGGUUGCCAGCAAUAAGAGAUUUCGUAUUUCAUGUUCACUAGCUUUUUUUGUUUUGUUUUGUAUUAUGUUUACGCCCUGUGUACUUAUGGUUGAUUGUAUGCAGAUGAAUUAUAAACAGUGUAAAACCCCCGUCUAGCUGAAAUGUGUCUCAACAUUAAGUUUAUUCACAAUUUUGGAAGGAAAACAAAGUCCAUGCUAAGAUUUGUUUCGUUCAACUACCAAACAAUCAUAUAAUCACCCAAAUUUCGCUUCUCUAAUCGCACUGGUAUGAUAUAAACCGAUGAUAACUGGUAUGAUAGAUAAUGAGGAAAAAAGUAUGGUAUAAAGACAAAAGGAAAAGGUUUAUAAAGCACACACACAAAUCGCAAUAUGUCGUUAAGAAGGGACACACGCCGCAAGACACAUUGAUCAAAUUAUCAAACAUUGUAACGGCUUCGUGGGGAAUGGGAUGCGUAGAAGAAGAAAACAAAAAAAAACAGUACAUUUGUCGUCUGUAUUUGCUGUGAGUUUUGUGUCCGUUUGUGUGUCCGUACGAUGCUGUGGUGUGAUGGACGAUUUUCUAGCCGCGAAACCGAAACUAAGUAAUCAAAAGGACUGCACACUGUAAGCUAGAAUGAAUAGAGAAGUAAUAGAACAUAGUAGUAGUAGUAUAGUUUUUUGAUGGGAAGAAAGGGUGCGAACCCCUCAAGUAAGGGGGUUUGUGACGCCCUGGAGAGGAAUAGUAAAAUUAUAAGUGACGAAACGGACAAACUAACUAAAGGAGAGCCACUGAAAACACUCUCACGCACUUGCCAGCCGCGAAUCAAAAGUGCAUUAGAAUUGUAGAGAAUAUACAUCUCAACCAACACACAACAACACUACUACGUAUGAGUUAGUGGAAAGGAGCAUAAGAUAAUUGUAGAGAUCCUAACCGCAUCAAAUGAGAGCAACACGCUAUAAUUGGUAGAUAAGGAUGGACGGAGAACGCUAUAGCUAAUUUAGAUGACGAACGUCACGUUGCAAGAAAUAAGGCAUGCUACUAGGCAAUAAGGUAAAACAAAAAACAACAUUGUAAAUAAAGAGUAAAGUA
Messenger RNA from Anopheles merus, 8672 nucleotides. RefSeq names its product dual specificity tyrosine-phosphorylation-regulated kinase mbk-2-like. The transcript is spliced from 3 exons. The coding region runs from base 1884 to 5087 and encodes 1067 amino acids. Gene Ontology annotation, biological process: peptidyl-threonine phosphorylation; peptidyl-serine phosphorylation. Gene Ontology annotation, molecular function: protein serine/threonine kinase activity; protein serine/threonine/tyrosine kinase activity; ATP binding. Gene Ontology annotation, cellular component: nucleus. Lineage: Eukaryota; Metazoa; Arthropoda; Insecta; Diptera; Culicidae. The record is from RefSeq and is a predicted model, not a curated record.